Molecule: messenger RNA, 1855 nt
Organism: Sinocyclocheilus anshuiensis
Lineage: Eukaryota; Metazoa; Chordata; Actinopteri; Cypriniformes; Cyprinidae
Product: prenylcysteine oxidase-like
Exons: 7
Coding region: 108-1637 (509 amino acids)
Biological process (GO): prenylated protein catabolic process; prenylcysteine catabolic process
Molecular function (GO): prenylcysteine oxidase activity
Source: RefSeq, a predicted model, not a curated record
UCUUCGGCUGCUUGAUCUUAUGCACUUUAUUACCUUCACACAUUAUUCUAACUUCUCAUCCCGACAUUUAAAGCGAUGUUAAUAUUGUGAAACACUGAAUCGCUAGAAUGGCUCUGAGACACUUAUCGGUGAAGGCUCUCCUCUUCCUGGGGCUUUGUCAAGUUGGACGCAGAGGUUUUGCCUCUGCACCCGAAGUCAGAGAGGCACCAAAGAAAAUUGCAAUAAUUGGCGGUGGUAUUGGAGGUACGGCAGCAGCGUUUUUCUUAAGACAGGAGUUUGGACCGGCAGUGAAGAUCGAUCUGUUUGAGGCUGGGACUGUGGGAGGGCGUCUGGCCACUGAAAACAUUGGGGGAUAUGAGUAUGAGACAGGAGGAUCCAUUAUUCACCCCCUCAACCUGCACAUGAAGCACUUUCUGGACAAACUCGGUCUGUCUCCUUGUGCUGAUGUAUCUUCUAAACUGGCGAUAUUUGACGGUAAAGAGCUGACCUUUGAAGAGAGCGACUGGUUCAUAGUGAACUUCAUACGCAUGCUGUGGAGAUACGGAUUCAACUUCAUUCGAAUGCAUAUGUGGGUGGAGGGCAUAAUGGACAAGUUUAUGAGGAUAUAUCAGUACCAGCAGUAUGGCUACUCAUUCUCCAGUGUGGAGAAGCUUCUUCAUGCAAUGGGUGGAGACGGUUUCCUCACUCUGGUCAAUCAGACGCUGGAGGAGGCCAUGCUGGCUGAGGGCUUCUCUCAGGUCUUUCUCAAUGAUGUCGUAGCACCCGUCACAAGGGUCAACUACGGCCAAAGUGUCCGAAUCAAUGGAUUUGUGGGUGCUGUUUCACUAGCAGGAGCCGACUCAGGAUUGUGGGCAGUGGAUGGAGGGAAUAAGGUGGUUUGUUCUGGGCUUCUGUACCACAGCAAAGCUGAACUUGUUCCAGCUCGUGUGACUACCAUCUCCAUGAAGAUGAGACCAUCCAAAACUGAUUCGGCUGUAAAUUUCUAUGAAGUGAACUACAUUGGUGAAUCUGGUGCCGCCCAUUCCAUGUACGACAUAGCUGUAGUUGCCACACCUCUCCACCAGGGCAUUUCUGACAUCAACUUCUCAGGCUUUUCUCCUCCCAUUCCAUCCCACUUCCCUGGCCGCUACCACCAAACGGUGGCCACGCUGGUCCACGGUCUGCUCAAUGUGUCCUAUCUGGGCACCACAGAGAAGCCGGAAGACUUCUUUGUUUCUGACGUCCUCACAUUGGACAACAAAGCCUCCGAGAUCCACAGCCUGAGCUCUCUGGACCCGGUGAAAAUUCCCAAGGGUUACUCCCACAGCCCUGCCAGUCAACGCAAAGUAUGGAAGAUCUUCUCCUCUCAGCCACUCUCUCAGAAGCAUCUGCAGCAAAUCUUUCUUUCCUGGGACUCGGUCUCGGAGAAGCGCUGGCUCGCGUACCCCUCCUACAGCCCACCGCACCGCAGGACACCUCCCUUCAUCCUCCAUGAUCACCUCUACUACCUCAACGCCGUGGAGUGGGCGGCCAGUGCCAUGGAGAUGAGUGCCAUUUCCGCCCGUAAUCUGGCCCUGCUCGCCCACCACCACUGGUAUGAGCAGAUGGGCAAAAUCAACCAAGAGGACCUGCACACCAGACUCAGAGGUGAACUUUGACAGAGGAGCAGUGCGGUUGAUCUGAACUACUUUGGGUUCAUAAGUAAUAAAAUCUUGUACGGAGAUGAGAGAUUGUGUUUGUGAAAGGUAGACCUGUGCUCAUAGGUGGAGCGUGUGUAAGGCUGGCCACUGGGACUUGGGGCCAGGGGAAUGCCACUAAAUUGGACAAAAAUGCCCCUGCACAAACAAAUUAAUUAUCUAUUACGUCUGUUGCUAAC